Molecule: messenger RNA, 876 nt
Organism: Candida tropicalis MYA-3404
Lineage: Eukaryota; Fungi; Ascomycota; Pichiomycetes; Serinales; Debaryomycetaceae
Exons: 1
Coding region: 1-876 (291 amino acids)
Biological process (GO): fatty acid catabolic process
Molecular function (GO): 2,4-dienoyl-CoA reductase (NADPH) activity
Source: RefSeq, a predicted model, not a curated record
AUGCCAAAUACUUUAACUCAAUCCUAUGUUCAAGAAAGUUCUUGGAAACCAGAUUUAUUCAAAGGUAAAGUUGUUUUUAUCACUGGAGGAGCAGGUUCAAUUUGUCGUGUUCAAGCAGAAGCUAUGGUUUUAUUGGGUGCCAAUGCAGCAAUUAUUGGUAGAAAUGUUGAAAAAACUGAAUCUGCAGCCAAAGAAAUUGCAAGUUUAAGAUCAGGUGCUAAAGUUUUAGGAGUUGGUGGUAUUGAUGUUCGUAAGAUUGAUAGUUUAAAAUCAGCUGUUGAUAAAACUGUUGCUGAAUUAGGUAGAAUUGAUUAUGUUAUUGCUGGUGCUGCAGGUAAUUUCUUGUGUGAUUUUAAUCAUUUAUCUUCGAAUGCUUUUAAAUCAAUUGUUGAUAUUGAUUUAUUGGGUUCUUUCAAUACAGUUAAAGCAACAUUUGAUCAAUUGAGAAAGAAUAAAGGUGCUAUUUUAUUUGUUAGUGCAACUUUACAUUAUUAUGGUGUUCCUUAUCAAAUUGGUGUUGGUGCUGCUAAAGCUGGUGUCGAUGCUUUGAGUAAUGCUUUUGCUGUUGAAUUGGGUCCAUUGGGUAUCAGAUCAAAUUGUAUUGCACCAGGUCCAAUUGAUGGUACUGAAGGUUUACUGAGAUUAUCUAGAGCCAGUAAAGAUCAAACUAGCAAGAAGGUUCCAUUGCAAAGAUUAGGUACUACUCAAGAUAUUGCUGAUGGUACUGUUUAUUUGUUUUCCCCAGCAGCUUCUUUUGUCACUGGUGAUGUUUUGGUUGUUGACGGUGCUUCUUGGCAAAUCUCCUCUGGUGUUGGUGCUACUGAUUACCCAGUAUCUAUCACCAAAGCCAACAGUGAUCCAGUUGGUAAAUUAUAA